AUGUUCUCCACGUUCAUCCAGACCUUGGUCUUCCUCCUCACAGCCACCACGGCCCUCGCCGCUCCGGCCGGAAGCCACAAAUGGCCCCGCUUCACCGUCCCCCAGCAGCACUUUGAGGUUCUCAGCAUGCGCAUGCAGGAGCCCGUGAACCCGGCGGCAAUGGUGGAAGCUACCUGCAUCGACCGCAACGCCCACAUCGUCUUCCACGACCAAAACGCCGCGGAACUCGCCAUCUGCAGCGGCAUCUCGGGCGACGUCGCCGCCUGCCACGGCAACCCCUCCACAACGACAGGCCAGGCCGGCUCCGCGCGGUUUUCCCUCAAGACCACCGUCGAGGGCGCCAGCAUCACCAUUGCCAAGAACAAGUGGGAGCAGUGCGUCCGCGCCGCCCGCGAAAAGUGCCCCACCGGCAGCCUCCGCGCCGUCUGCGCCGGCGGCGCGACGGUUGGCGACGUCGAGUUUACGCUCAAGAACUCGUUUGGCAUGGACGAUUUGUAA
Colletotrichum orchidophilum is the source of this 498-nucleotide messenger RNA. RefSeq lists its product as uncharacterized. NCBI's taxonomy places the organism in Eukaryota, Fungi, Ascomycota, Sordariomycetes, Glomerellales, Glomerellaceae. The coding region runs from base 1 to 498 and encodes 165 amino acids. The record is from RefSeq and is a predicted model, not a curated record. The transcript has 2 exons.